Porites lobata is the source of this 2868-nucleotide messenger RNA. Lineage: Eukaryota; Metazoa; Cnidaria; Anthozoa; Scleractinia; Poritidae. The record is from the annotation of a GenBank genome assembly.
AUGGACUUUAGCAAGCCAAAUUGCCUCAAACAAAACAAUCCAAGGAGUCAAUGGAAGCAUUCCGCCUUCUUUACAAAUUGUAUUCUCGUUCGCAUCUGUAUUAUUUCUCUGAUUUCUCUGGAACGAGUCUUUGCUUUGAUCUGGCCGCUUCGUCAUCGUGUAACUAGCACCAAGGUUUACAUUUACAGUGUAGUUAUCGUAUGGUUAGCUGGGAUAGCUAUAGGUGUGAGCGGUUUCAUUGCUUUACUUGGAAUCUACGAAUUCACGUAUUUCGUGGUUGGUGCUGCGGUCAUCAUUGGUUUCUCCCUAAUUACGAUUUGUGUAUCUUACCUGUCCAUCAGGAAAAGAAUUAACAACAGAACUCCUGCUAUCGACAAAGCAGAAAGCAGAAUAAGUGCUGAACAAAAUACAAAACUCUCCAAGACUCUUUUUAUCGUGAUAGGAGCAUAUGUUGCUUUAUGGGUUCCCAGCGUUACAUGGUACAAUAUCAGUGUAUGGUAUCCAAGCCUGUUUCCUUAUUUUGUGACUCACAUUUUCACAAUGCUACACAUCACCAAUUCCCUUGUCAAUCCAAUUAUUUAUAGUUUAAGAAUACCAGUAUUCAAAAAAACCAUACAAAAAGUGAGAAAUAAGCUUAAAGUUGUCAAGCCAUCAAAGAGUUAUACAGUUAGUUAAAAUGUUCGACUCGUUUAUAAGGGAGCUCUUACGUCUCAACAGCCUGUAUUCUAGUUGAUCAAGUCAGUAAAAUUCUUUUAAUCUUCAAUUUCAUGCAAAUUUAGAAAAAUAUUCUGAUGAUUUGCAGCAAGUUUAUAUUGGCAUGAAACACGAAAUAAUUUGUCGUAUUCGACCUGACUUUAAGCGCCAGCCCGAAUCACAAUACGGUAUUUCCAACAAAAUACUCAGAAAAUGUGUCUUGUGCGGCUACUCUCUAAGCCUUUAAAUCUAUUUUUUAGAAUGUGCUGCAUGUUCCUUGAAAGAUAUACUCAAUGUUCAAAGACAUUAUGAAAUCAAAUAUACGUUAAUCACUCUUGGAUUCAUCAAUCCGCUUUUUUAAUUAAUAAAUAUUCGACAACUCACCCACUGCACUGUACAUCAAAAACCACUUACUAUGGUGACUUUAAGCGCCAGCCCGAAUCACAAUACGGCAUUUCCAACAAAAUACUCAGAAAAUGUGUCUUGUGCGGCUACUCUCUAAGCCUUUAAAUCUAUUUUUUAGAAUGUGCUGCAUGUUCCUUGAAAGAUAUACUCAAUGUUCAAAGACAUUAUGAAAUCAAAUAUACGUUAAUCACUCUUGGAUUCAUCAAUCCGCUUUUUUAAUUAAUAAAUAUUCGAUAACUCACCCCACUGCACUCUACAUCAAAAACUACUUACUAUAGGUUCAAAUUGACGAAUGUUACUAUCCACAGCAUCGUUAAUUAUAGGAAUAGUCAAACAAAACAAACUGUUAUUGCAGCACUAUGGAUGUCCUCCCUCGAUCCGGUAUAUUAUCACAGUAAUCAUGUUCCCUGCAAAUUCUCUCCAUGCAAAAUAAAGUUGUGUUAAGAAAACUAAAAUGAACUUACUACUUUUUAAUUGGACCAUACCCAUCUACCAUUGGUGCCCAUUAGUGCUUUGGCGACCGUAAUUAACAUCUAUAGACAAUCUACUGUCUUUCGUUCAAUACGCAGCCGUAGGGUUAGUUUAAUGUUGUACUUUUUAUUAAAGUUCUAUUUUCAACUGAUUGGUUUAUCUGUGUGAUAAUUAAAUAUCGCCCUUGGGAGGCACAAAGCUUUAUUUUUUAACUUCCCUUUGGUUGGUCAGGUGCGCUGUCGAUACAAAAACAUAAUACAGUCAUGUAAUACAACGACUACUCCGCAUUAAUUUAACUACAGAACGCAAACGUCGUGAAACUCACAAGGGCCUAGCGUUUAUAAAGAUACUUGUGCUCAUAACGGUGUGUAAGGCAAGCUGGAAUCCUUUAACCUCUAUACCGUCUACCACAUUACAAUCUUAUAAAACAUUAUCUUUGUUAUUAUGUCUGAUGCGACUCCGAUUUCGAUAGUGGUCGUUCUUCUUGUCCUGUCUGUUUUCAUUAUUAUCGCUAAUACUUUUACUGUAUUUGUUUUCUGGAUUCAUCGCUACAAACUAAAGCGAACAUUCCUUAUUGUUUUUAACUUGACUGUUGCUGACCUUUUGGUGGGACUUGUAGAAACAGUCAUCGCCGGACGUAAACUGAAUGGCAGUAAGUUUAUGGAGGGAAUUCCAGGAUCGUUUCUAGCAAUGGCUUCUGGUGCAUCUGUGUUUUUUCUUGUACUCGUUUCACUGGAGAGAGCCUUCGCCUUGAUUUGGCCGCUUCGACAUCGCGUAACAAGCACCAAGGUUUAUAUCUACAGCGUGGCUAUUAUAUGGUUAGCUGGAUUGUGUCUAGGUGCACUUAAUUUCUUAACCACGAAUGGUAUUAUAGACUUUCGACAUUAUUUAUUCGCCUACUCUAUCAUCAUUUUUUUAUCUUUAUUUGUAAUUUGCUCGUCGUAUCUCUUAAUCCGUAAAAGACUUUGCAACAGAAAUCCUGUUAUCAAUGAAGCAGUCUGUAGAAAGCGUGUGGAACAAAACGCAAAAUACUCCAAGACUUUCUUUAUUGUGAUAGGCGCAUCUGUUACUUUGUGGGCUCCAAGCAUGACGUUGUACAACAUCAAUAACUUGUGGCUCGGUUUGCUUCCUGGGUUUAUGAAUUACGUUACCAAUUUCCUACAUGUUACAAAUUCUCUCGUGAACCCAAUAAUUUACAGCUUUAGAAUAGCAGUGUUCAAGAAGACUUUAAAGCAACUCGCAAAUAAGUUGAGGAUUUGCAGGCCAUCAAAAAGUUACACGAUUGGGGAGAAAAUCUAA